AUGGGUUUACGCCGGUCCACUGAAGCCACCUGGGUGCCCAAAGAGGCGGAGCUUCCAGAACCGUCAUGGCGGGAACUGAUCACGCGCCGGCAACCUCCCCGGGGGCCUUUGUGCGCAGGCGCGGGGGUGGUGUCGCGAGCAGGGGGCGGAGCUUCAGGAGGGCCGCGCGCUCUCUCGGCGGCGGGCAGAGAGGGCGGGCUGUCGGGCCUGCGCUCGGAGGGUGGGGUGGAAGGCGGGGCAGCGGCAGACAUGCAGGCAACCGACGCGAGAGUGGGCGACGCGGCGGGCGGCGCCGAGGGCCAGGGUGGCCAGAGUGGCUGCUGCAGUCCCGGCAGUUCUGGCGCCGUGGCAGUUACACCCGGUGGAGCUCACCGUAUUACACGUGGAGACGCCGCGCCCUUGGCCAGAAGGUCUGGAACCCGACCACAUAUUUUCGACCUCAGCGUGCCCUUCCCGACCCCUUUGGAGGCCGAGAUCGCCUGUGGGGCCCUGGCUCCAGAUGCCGAACCGCACCGAGCAGUGCUUGGGAAGGAGCUUACAGUGAGCGGGAGCAUCCUGGCGGUGCACUGGACAGCUGAAGACUCUCGCCUCCUCCGAACUUCCAUCAUCAACUUUCUUGAACAGCUUUCCCUGGUGGUGCGGACUAUGCAGCGCUUUGGGCCCCCCGUCUCCCGCUAAACCUGCUGGGUAAAGGGGCCCCUGACUAACCUCACGUCCCCGCCUAAGCAGUUCAUCCUUUCCAAGGGCAAAGAGUUCAGAAGCAGUAGCUACUUAAGCGUGGGGACCUAAUGGUUUCCCUUCACCAGCUCUUCAGUACUUAGGGUCCACUUGUUUUGUUUGGUGCUUAAAUUUUUGUUAUUACAGAAAAUAAAACUG
Molecule: messenger RNA, 876 nt
Organism: Castor canadensis (American beaver)
Lineage: Eukaryota; Metazoa; Chordata; Mammalia; Rodentia; Castoridae
Gene: Lage3
Product: L antigen family member 3
Cellular component (GO): EKC/KEOPS complex
Source: RefSeq, a predicted model, not a curated record